AAUCGAAAGACGGCAACAAUACCUGUUGCUGCUAGCUAGCUCUACUAGUGCUAGUACCGGUAGCCUUCUAUGCCAUUAGAUUGUGUAGAGUUGUACUACCGGUACAAUGGUGGACCCCACUAUGGACAAAGAUUCAAGACCUGACGACUCAAACAAACGAGAUCCCUCAACUAUAGAAUGCGACAGCUUUUUGUUUUGGUCAAGAUCGUUGCGAGAAACUCUCCAGGAUCAACAUCAUCAUUCACAACCACAAACUGACAGAGCAUUUGUCGACAAAGUGACAAGUUGUCAAAUCAACAACAGCAGCAGCAGUAUUGCAUCAUCCGGAUUUUCCAUGGGCGAUCAUGUCUAUCUUUGGUGCGAUGUGGCAGUCCUGCAGAAAGUCUAUCAGCAUCAUGGGAUUGUCAUUGGCGUCCGAAGACGGCGGCCCGACGAAGAAGAAGCUUUGGGUGAUUGGAUCUUGAGGAUUGCCGAUUUCUCCUUGAUGGACGAAGAAGAAGAGACAUCAGGAAGUUUCGAACAACUCACGCAACUCUGUGCCAGUACCAGUAAUAACAGCACUGCUGAUGGUGGCUCGGCGGGAGGAUUCAAAGUCUACGACAGUCCAGCCAGUAAAUGGCUCAAAGUACAGUACAUACAAGAAGAAGAAGACACUCCAGAAACAUCACACCCACCGUCAGUCGAAGAAGAACACGACAAUAAUCCGCAGCAGCAGCAGCAAGACAAACACUGUCAUCAUCAUAGACCCCCCGUCGUAAUGCGCACCCACACUCCAUUGUGUCCUCCCCAAUUGGUCCGAGCGCGCGUCGAAUUUCUCCUCCAACGACCGGAAUUGUUGCCGUCGUAUUUACUCCACGAAUCCAAUUGCGAAUGCGUCGCGGUAUGGUGCAAAACCGGACAGUACCAGACGAGUCAAAUCGAAUAUUGGUUGCAAGGGACGGUCGAAAAUGGGGCAUGGGCUGUUGGAGGGGCACAACUCGCCGCUCUGACGGCACUCUCCAGUGUGCCCUUUUUGGUACCCGCCGUCGUCACUUAUGGGGCCGUCACAGCGGGAGCGAGUGCCGUGGCAUUGUGGAAAGCCAAGCAUCAUUGGCACCAAACCACGGAAACACUCAAUCGGGCAUUUGCGCAGCAUGUGGCGGCCUAUCAAUAAUCUAAUCAAUCAAUCAGACAUGCCAUUAUGGAAUGGAUGAAUGAAGGAAUGCCAACAAAUAUCUACGAUACGGAAGAAGCGGCAGAAUAGAAGCUUUGGGAGAUCAUGUCAGUAUUGGAGAAGUAAGUAAGCAAGUCAUCCAUACCAAAAGGAAUUAUUGUGUGAACGAUCUGUGUGAUUGUUUAGCUUCCAGACGCAUGCACUCGGCAGGUGCUGUUGAGACAACGAGGACGACGUGGCAAAGUCGAAGAGUCGUGCAAGUCUCAAGGAAAGCAUGCCGUGUCUCGCAGGAAACAAGCUCGAUCAAUCUCUUGUGUCGGAAAAGUGAUGCUUCAUGAAUAUCAAGGAUCGUCGUCGAUUAGUUACAAUGCACUCUCGAGGCAGGUCUGCAGCUACCAAGUCUAAUUAUGCACUGGCCACUGCAACGGCAGGCUACUCUUUGUCACGCAUCUUUGAAGUAAGGUACGAUGUACAAAUAAUAAGGAUAAACUAUGCAUAGUCAGCAGCAGCGCAUGACUGUUUAAACAUCUACAGAAAGCCAGAUUCCACGGCAACGCCCCUGCUUUUCAUGCCAAUGCUAAGAAAGGAAAAACCUCCCGAUUCCACGUUGCAAAAUGCAAAUCACAAUGAAACCAAGGACCAGCACCCACAACAAGACAGAUACCAUCAACGUGCACUCCAUCGUCCGUGCCAAGGCUAUGGCAACAAAGACACCAAGUAGACACAUCCAACCUCAUCAGCAAACUGGAUUGGUUGAGAACACUGUCAUACAAGCUCAAGUUGGGUUGGGGUCGGAAAACCACCACAAAGAUGAUGCCAUGGCUGCAAGGGAUCCAAGAUUGAUCAAUUGGAACAGAUCCAGUCCGAAGGCUUGAAAAGAAUAGAAAAGAGCUGCUAAUGCUGUCAAAGCUUCUCAAGUUCAGUGAACCUGUCCUUUGGGUAUCAGCCAAACGCAGCGAUAUUGUAGAGAAUGCAAGCAUGGUGGAGAUCUGGCCAGCCAAGGAGUUGUAGCAGCUCAAAUACAACGUAGAGAGCUAGGCCAGUCUGACCAAGCUCAGUGGGGAUAGGUAAUCCUGAUAAGCCUGAUAAGUAGACCA
Messenger RNA from Seminavis robusta, 2250 nucleotides. The record is from the annotation of a GenBank genome assembly. Lineage: Eukaryota; Bacillariophyta; Bacillariophyceae; Naviculales; Naviculaceae.